Molecule: messenger RNA, 5441 nt
Organism: Sphaerodactylus townsendi
Lineage: Eukaryota; Metazoa; Chordata; Lepidosauria; Squamata; Sphaerodactylidae
Product: zinc finger protein 850-like
Exons: 7
Coding region: 183-3953 (1256 amino acids)
Biological process (GO): regulation of DNA-templated transcription
Source: RefSeq, a predicted model, not a curated record
CCCCCAACCAAGUGGAAAAGAGAGCUUUGCCUCAAGCAUCUGGGAGAAGACAUGGAUGCUAACUGGAAGGAACUCCUUUGGUUACAAUUUGUGAUCUAAGAGAGAAAAGUUGCGUGCUGAAUUGGUGGGGUUUUGAAGGACUUAGUAGACAUGCUAAUCUUCAGGUAACCAUUGCAAAGACCAUGGCAGAAGAGCAGGGUGGGUUUUGUACAUUUUUGGAGGCUGCAGCGAAGCAGAAGAUGGAAAAGAAAGAGUCCAGUGGUCCCAAAGUAACCAGAGAGCCCAAUCUCCUAGAUGCUGGAAGCAAGGGGGGAUUCUGGGAAAGAUCCCUGCAGACAUCUCCAGAAGAGGACACCCUCAGCUUCGAUGUCCCAUGCCAGAAUUUCAGGCAGUUCUGUUACCAGGAGGCUGCAGGACCCCGAGAGGUUUGCAACCACCUUCAUGACCUGUGUGGUCGGUGGUUGAAGCCAGAACAGCUCACCAAGAAUCAGAUCCUGGACCUGGUGAUCCUGGAACAGUUCCUGGCUGUCUUGCCCUCAGAGAUGGAGAGCUGGGUCAGGGAAUGUCACCCAGAGACCAGUUCCCAGGCGGUGGCCCUGGCGGAAGGCUUCCUUUUGAGUCAGGCUGAGACCAAGAAACAGGAGAAUCAGGUGCAGGGGGCAUUAACAAAUGUUGCCCCAGAUUUUCCAGAUGCAGAAGAGGCUCCAUCAGGCACUGGGGAGAGGCUGCUGUUGACUCUGGAGAGUAACCAAAAGGCCACCUGGAUAAGUGGUGAAAUGACUCCAGCAACACUUCCACAUUCAUCUGUUUGUGAUUCUGUAGACCCAUCUCCUGGGCAUCCAGGGCAGGGUCUGGUGUGCUUUGAAGAGGUGGUGGUGUCUUUCAGUGAGGAGGAGUGGGCUCUGCUGGAUCCGGGCCAAAGAGCCCUGCACAAGGAAGUCAUGGUGGAGAAUUAUGGGAUCGUGUCCUCUUUGGGCAAUGGAUGGAAGAAAGAGGUCAAGGAGGAUCGAUCUGGGAUAUCAGGAGGAAAGGGCAGAUCAGAAGAGGCAGGAAAACAGAGACAGAAAAUUGAGAUAACUACAUCGACUGGAUCUCUUCCUUGUCAGCUUGGUGACUUCCAAGAAACCCCAGUCCAAGGCAAAAAAGAAGAAAGCCCAAAGAGACACAAGUGUCCUCUGUGUGAGAAAAGCUUCACUUAUAAAUCAAGGCUUAAUCGUCAUUGGCGAGUCCACACAGGAGAGAAACCAUAUAAAUGCUUGGUGUGUGGGAAGAGCUUGUGCAGCAACGCAAGACUUCAGACGCAUCAAAGAAUCCACACAGGGGAGAAGCCAUUUAAGUGCUCUGAGUGUGGAAAGAGUUUCACUGAGAAGUCCGAUCUUAGAAAACAUCAAAGAAGGCAUGCAGGAGGGGAACUGUACAUACUGCUGGAGUCCGGAAAGCGGUUUGCUUGGCGCAAAUCCAUGAUUUUCCAUCCAAGAAAGCUCAAAAGCAAGGAACCAUUGAAGUGCUUGGAAUGUGGGAAGAGCUUCACUACAAAUUCAGCCUUUGUCAGGCACCAGCGAAUCCAUACAGGGGAGAAACCAUAUAAAUGUCUUGUUUGUGGAAAGAACUUUACUCGGAGCACCCAUCUUGCGUCACAUCAACGAAUGCAUACAGGGGAGGUCUAUAAAUGUUCUGAGUGUGGAAAGAGCUUUGCAUGGAGAGCCUCUCUGCGUUUACAUCAGAGAAUCCACACAGGGGAGGACUAUAAAUGUUUGGACUGUGGAAAGAGUUUCAGUUUGAAAUCAGUCCUUAGAGGGCAUCAGCGAAUGCACACAGGAGAGAAGCCCUAUAAAUGCUUGGAGUGUGGGAAACUCUUUACCUGGAACACAACCCUGAUUAACCAUCGUAGAAUGCAUAGAGACGGGAAACCAUUUAAGUGCUUGGAGUGUGGAAAGAGCUGCAGUACAGGAUCUGACCUUAGAAGACAUCAAAGAAUGCACACAGGCAAGAAGCCUUAUAAGUGCUUGGAAUGUGGCAAGUGCUUCAGUUGGAAGUCAUAUCUGACUGCGCAUCAGAGAAUUCACACUGGGGAAAAACCGUAUAAAUGCCUCCUGUGUGGGAAGAACUUCACUCGAAAAACACAUCUUAACUCACAUCAAAGAAUGCACACAGGGGAGAAACCGUAUAAAUGUUUAAAAUGUGGCAAAAGUUUUGCCUGGAGUACCUCCCUGAGUUUACAUCAAAAACUCCACACAGGGGAGAACUAUCAGUGCUUGGAGUGUGGAAAGAGUUUCCGCCUGAGGUCAGUCCUUAGAGAACAUCAAAGAAGGCACACAGGAGAGAAGCCAUAUAAAUGUUUCGAGUGCGGAAAAAACUUCUCUUCAAACAAAACUCUGGGUUACCAUCAAAGAAUCCACUCAGGUGAGAAACCUUUUAAGUGCCCAGAAUGUGGAAAGGGCUGUAGUACAGGAUCAGCCCUGAGAAGACAUCAACAAAUCCACACUGGUGAGAAGCCCUAUAAAUGCUCGGAGUGUGGGAAAAGCUUCACUUGGAACAAAACUUUGAUUUACCAUCAGAGGGUUCAUACUGGUGAGAAGCCCUAUAAGUGCCUGGAAUGUGGCAAAUGCUUCAGCUGGAGAUCAUACCUGACGGCCCAUCAGAGAAUUCACACUGGGGAGAAACCGUAUGAAUGCCUGGUAUGUGGAAAAAACUUCACUCGGAACAUGCAUCUUAAAUCCCAUCAAAGAAUGCACACUGGUGAGAAACCAUAUAAGUGCUCAGAGUGUGGAAAAAGCUUUGCUUGGGGCACAUCUCUGAGUUCCCAUCGACGAAUCCACACAGGGGCUGACUAUCAGUGCUUAGACUGUGGAAAGAGUUUUAGUCUGAAGUCGGUCUUCAUGGGGCAUCAAAGAAUCCACACUGGGGAGGAGCCAUAUAAAUGCUUGGAGUGUGGGAAGAACUUGAGUACAAGCUCGGCCCUCACUAGACAUCAAAGAGUACAUACAGGGGAAAAACCAUUCAAAUGCCUGGUGUGUGGAAAGAACUUCACUCGGAAUAUUCACUUGAAAUCACAUCAAAUCAUGCACACAGGGGAGAAACCUUAUAAAUGCUUAGACUGUGGAAAGAGUUUUGCUUGGAGCUCAUCCUUGAGUUCCCAUCAAAAAAUCCACACUGAAGAGAAUCCUAUGAUUCCUAAAACUACUCACAAACGGAGCCAAUGCCCUGUGUGUGGGAAGGUCUUCCUUCGUAAAUCGAGCCUUUAUCUCCAUUGGGUGAUCCACACUGGGGAAAAACCUUUCAAAUGCUCAGAUUGCGGGAAGAGUUUCCGCCAGAAGGCGAACCUGAUUAGGCAUCAGGUGAUCCACACUGGGGAGAAACCGUACACGUGCCUGGAGUGUGGAAAGAGUUUCAGUCAGAGAGAAAAACUGAUCAGGCAUCAGGCAGUCCACACAGGGGAGAAGCCAUAUAUUUGCUUAGAGUGUGGAAAGGGCUGCAGAGACAGGACAGAACUGAUUGGUCAUCAGAGAAUCCACACGGGGGACAAACCAUUUAAAUGCGCUGAGUGUGGGAAGCGAUUCUUCCAGCGGGCCAAGCUUCUUCGACAUCAAAGAAUCCACACAGGGGAGAAACCAUAUACUUGCAUGGAGUGUGGAAAAAGCUUCAUCCAGAGGAUAGACUUGACUUCCCAUCAGCGCAUGCACACAGGCGAGAAACCCUAUUCCUGCUCAGAGUGUGGAAAGAAAUUCAGUAAGAACUCAAACCUCAAAAGACACCAAAGGGUUCACACAGGGGAGAAGCCAUUUAAGUGCACAGAUUGCCCCAAGAGCUUCUGCGAUCGAUCAACUCUCAUUAAGCAUCAGCGUAUUCAUGCAGAGGAGAAAACAUUCAAAUGCCUGGAUUGUGGGAAGAACUUUAUUUGGAGUACUACCCUAACGUCACAUCAACGAAUGCACACGGGAACAACCAUAUAAUUGCUCAAAGCAUGAGGAAAGCUUCAGUAAGUACUGAGACCCAGGAAGACAUCCAGUAAUACACACAGGGAUGAAACCAUGUAAUUACUCAGACUUCUUUGUAAAAAAAAUUCUGUUCAACUUAUUAGCAAGUUCAUGUAAGGCAGACACCAUAUUCACAUCUAGAGUGUGAAAAGAAAUUUAGUGGGAGGAGUAGGCUAACCUCAACAAAUCAGUACAGAGAAGUGCAUGAAUCCAAGAAAUGCUUAGACUGUGGAAAGGACUUUUCAGGUGGAGCUCUCAUCAGAAGAUUCAUGCUUAUGUGAAGACACAUAAUAAUGGUAGACUUUCCACAACUGAUCAAAACACAGUAAUCAGCAUAGUUUUUCUGCAAGGGAGAGAUUCUUGGAUUUCUGCGAACGUGCAAAUUGUAUUGUCGAGAACAGUAGAGUCUGGGAGAACAAAGCUGGAGCCAGCUUCUUCCCAUAUGUCAGAGGAUUCUAGUGAUGAGAUGCUCUUCUGGUCAACUUAUGAGAAUAAGCCUGACAUUAGUGAUGUUCAGAUGGUCAUAUAAGGUCAUAUAUGCCUAUGAUAUUGCCAGAGGGUAAAUACUGAACACAGUUCUAAUUGGUGCUUCUCAAAGAGCCUAUCCUGGAGUUAGAAACAAUACAGAAAGGGGCAACUGAAAUUAUAAAGAGGAUGGUGCAUCUUCCUUCUGAGAAAAGGGUAGGAUGUUUCAGUGUUGGGGAAAUAAAGAUGGAUAGACUGGUUGUUUACCCAGAAAAUUCACAGUUUUCAGCCAGCUGCAAGCUGAGUCAGUGGUCCUUCUAGUCAUGGCGAGGGCUUGUUCUGGGAACAAGAUAACAUUUCAGUCAACUCUGGACUAAGGAGGUACACGGUAAAGCCUAACACCCUUAUGAGUGGUGUAAAGAAAUUAGAUAGGGAUUUUUCUUUUUCUUUUGCUUAAUAUUUUCAAAAUGUAUAUUUGUGCUCAAUCAUACUUAACUCGCAAACAAAGUAUUAACAACCCAAAGACCAUUCCCUCCCAUUUAUAAAAUAAAUAAAAUCCCAAUAAUGCUGUUUCUUUUGGCUAAUUCAGCAGCAUCCAAAAGUCCUGGAGGAUACCUCCACUUAGGAAAAUGACAGAAUACUAUUCGAGUAGUUGGCUGUUGUGAGUUUUCCGUGCUGCGUGGUCAUGGUCUAGUAGUUAUAGCUCCUAACAUUUUACCCGCGUCUAAGGCUAGAACCUUCAGAGGCAUGUCACAAUAUGAUGCGUUUCUGUCCACGAUGCAACCUUUGACUAUUUUGCCCUGAAUAAUCCCACGAACUUUUGUGACAAUGACUGUGAAGGUUUACCGUGGAACAUAAAGUGACAGCUGGAAAGCUGGUCACCUUCUACUCUCACCCUGUAGUAGGAUAAAGUCUAUAAAGAUGGAUGCUUUAUCCCAAAAGAUGUUUUCUGUUAUGACUUAUUCAGGCAGGCAUUAUCAAUAAAGAACUAGAAUCUUA